This is a messenger RNA of Pelodiscus sinensis (Chinese soft-shelled turtle), 4215 nucleotides long. The record is from RefSeq and is a predicted model, not a curated record. NCBI's taxonomy places the organism in Eukaryota, Metazoa, Chordata, Testudines, Trionychidae.
GACCUUUUUCUUCUUAGGGAGUGCCUCCAACAAGACAGUUCCCCGUGCGCCAGUCCAGUUCGGUACAGUACUGACUCAUCGUCGUUGUUUGAGUUACCAGAGUCCCCCAAAGCACUCCACAGACAGAACAAGAGCGAGCCCCUGGGCAAAGGUAUACCACCAACUCAAAAGUAUAGAAGAAAUACAGGUAUUUGCAUCUGGUCCACCUUACAUGUUCGUUAAGGAUAAGACUGCCUGUCUCUGAAGUGGAGAAGUUCCACGUCUCCGUAAACAUGGAAAAGGAUGAGAAGAAGAUAGUAAAUGAAGAUGAGGAGGAUGAGAUGGAGAUUUAUGGGUAUAAGCUGUGCCGCUGGAAGCUAGUUUUAGUUGCUGUCGGGGUGCUUUGUACUGGUGGUUUCUUCCUCCUCCUCCUCUACUGGAUGCCUCAGUGGCGGGUGAAAGCAACAUGCGUAAGGACUACACUGAAGGACUGUGGGGUGGUGCUACUGAGAACAACGGAUGAAUUCAGGAUAUGGUUUUGUGCAAAGAUUCGCAUUCUGCAUUCUUGGGGACCCAGCCCAUUACAGAAUCCUCCAUGUAUUGCAGACAAAGUUUCAAGCGGUCAUUUAUAUGAAAGCCUUGCCGAAGAAAAUAGAAAUUACCCGCACAAAUAUUUUCCUAUUCGCUAUUUCACACAUCACAGUGUAAAGUAUUUCUGGAAUGAUGCAAUCCAAAGUUUUGACGUCAAAAAGGGACUGGAUGAGUUUACUUCCUGCUCUUCAAUUCACAAUGAACAUAGUACUGGACUGACUAAGUGGGUGCAUGAGCACAGAAAAGUAUUCUAUGGAGUAAAUGAAAUUGGUGUGAAAGUGCCUUCAAUUUUUAAGCUUCUGAUUAAGGAGGUUCUAAACCCAUUUUACAUUUUCCAACUGUUCAGCGUGAUAGUGUGGGUCACCGAUGAAUAUUACUACUAUGCAUUUGCAAUUGUGAUUAUGUCUGUGAUAUCUAUUGUUAGCUCACUGUACACCAUCAGAAAGCAAUAUAUAUUGUUACAUGACAUGGUGGCAGCUCACAGCAUUGUCAGAGUGUCUGUUGGUCGAGCGAACCAAGAAAUAGAAGAGAUCCUUUCCACCGACCUUGUGCCUGGAGACGUCAUGGUGAUCCCAUCUAAUGGGACAAUCAUGCCCUGUGAUGCAGUGCUUGUCAGUGGUACCUGCAUCGUCAAUGAAAGCAUGUUAACAGGUGAAAGUGUUCCUGUAACAAAGACUAAUCUCCCAAAUCCUGCAGAACACCCCAAAUCAGCGGGAGAUGAAAUAUACAGUCCAGAAGCACAUAAGCGACACACUUUGUUCUGUGGGACCAAUGUCAUUCAAACCCGUUUUUAUACUGGAGAACUCGUCAAAGCCAUAGUAGUGAGAACAGGCUUUAGUACGUCGAAAGGACAGCUUGUUCGUUCUAUACUAUAUCCAAAGCCAACUGACUUCAAGCUCUACAGAGAUGCCUUCAUGUUUCUGCUGUGUCUUGUGGUGGUGGCAGGUGCUGGCUUUCUUUACACGGUUGUCAAUAGCAUACUAAACAAGGUUCCUGCUCACACUAUAAUCAUCGAGUCCCUGGAUAUCAUAACCAUCACUGUACCUCCUGCACUUCCUGCUGCCAUGACGGCUGGGAUCGUUUAUGCCCAGAGACGGUUAAAAAAGAUUGGUAUCUUCUGCAUCAGCCCUCAGAGGAUAAAUAUCUGUGGCCAGUUGAAUCUCGUGUGCUUCGAUAAGACUGGCACUCUGACUGAAGAUGGCUUAGAUCUUUGGGGGAUCCAGAGAGUGGAGAAUGGUCGGUUCCUUUUGCCAGAAGAGAGCGCCUGCAGCGAGAGCCUGGUGAAGUCUCAGUUUGUUGCUUGCAUGGCAACGUGUCAUUCACUCACGAACAUUGAAGGCGCGCUUUCUGGGGACCCGCUUGAUCUGAAGAUGUUUGAAGCCAUUCGAUGGAUUCUUGAAGAAGCAACUGAAGAGGAAACCGCUCUCCAUAAUCAAAUAAUGCCAACUGUGGUUCGGCCUCCGAAACAGCUUCUUCCAGAAUCCAAGCCUGCCACAGAUCAGGAAAUGGAACUCUUUGAGCUGUCGGCCAGUUAUGAGAUUGGAAUUGUGCGUCAGUUUCCAUUUUCUUCUGCUUUGCAACGCAUGUGUGUGGUGACAAGAGUGCUGGGGGAGAAAAGGAUGGAUGCGUUCAUGAAAGGGGCUCCAGAGGUGAUUGCCAGUUUGUGCAAACAGGAGACAGUUCCCGUUGAUUUUGAAACGAUUUUGGAAGAAUACACUAAGCAGGGCUUCAGAGUUAUCGCUCUUGCUCACAGAAAAUUGGAAUCAAAACUUACAUGGCACAAAGUCCAGAAUAUUAACAGAGAUGCGAUUGAAAGCAACAUGGAUUUUAUGGGGUUAAUCGUAAUGCAAAACAAACUCAAGCAAGAAACCCCUGCUGUACUUGAAGACUUGCAUAAAGCCAACAUUCGUACUGUCAUGGUUACAGGUGAUAACAUGUUAACUGCUAUCUCUGUGGCUAGAGAUUGUGGAAUGAUUCUACCUCAGGAGAAGGUCAUUAUUGCUGACGCGCUACCUCCAAAGGAUGGGCAGGCUGCCAGGAUAAACUGGCAUUAUGCAGAUACCCUCACAAAAUGCACUAACUCAGCGCCAGCCAUUAACUCCCAGGAUAUUCCGGUUAAAUUGGUCGAUGAAAACCUCGAGGACCCCCCGCUGACUAAAUUCCAUUUUGCAAUGAAUGGGAAGUCAUUUGCAGUGAUACUGGAGCAUUUUCAGGACCUCGUGCCCAAGCUGGUGUUGCAUGGCACUGUCUUUGCCCGCAUGGCGCCUGAUCAGAAAACCCAGCUAGUGGAAGCUUUACAAAAUGUAGAUUACUAUGUUGGCAUGUGUGGAGAUGGUGCAAAUGACUGUGGUGCACUGAAGAAGGCCCAUGGUGGGAUAUCGCUGUCUGAACUUGAGGCUUCCGUGGCAUCCCCAUUCACCUCAAAAUCUCCCAGUAUUUCCUGUGUGCCAGACCUUAUCAGGGAAGGCCGUGCUGCUUUACUAACUUCCUUUUGCGUGUUUAAGUUUAUGGCUUUGUACAGCAUUAUCCAGUAUUUCAGCGUCACUCUCCUGUACUCGAUCCUGAGCAAUUUAGGAGACUUCCAGUUUCUCUUCAUCGAUCUGGCAAUCAUUUUGGUGGUUGUCUUCACUAUGAGUUUAAAUCCCGCUUGGAAGCAGCUUGUGGCACAAAGGCCGCCGUCAGGUCUCAUCUCAGGUCAACUUCUCUGCUCAGUUCUGUCUCAGAUUCUCAUCUGCCUUGGUUUCCAAACUGUGGGAUUUCUUUGGGUCAAACAGCAGCCCUGGUAUGAGCCCUGGACCGCACAGUCAGAUGCAUGUGACCCAGCAGCAGCUGCAAAUGCCAGUGCCUCCCCACACGGGAAUGACACGGAGCACGAUGAGCACAAUAUCAAAAACUAUGAGAACACAACGGUGUUUUUCAUCUCCUGCUUUCAGUACCUCAUAGUGGCAAUUGUCUUUUCUAAAGGGAAGCCCUUCAGGCAGCCUUCCUACAAAAACGCUCUAUUUGUUGUAUCUGUGAUAGUUCUGUACAUCCUCACAUUUUUCAUCAUGUUGUAUCCACUUGAAUCCGUUGACAGCCUUCUUGAGUUAGUGUGUGUACCGUAUCAGUGGCGUAUAACAAUUCUCAUCAUUGUCAUCAUCAAUGCAAUUGUAUCCGUCUUGGUAGAGAAUGUCUUCCUGGACAUGAUCCUUGGGAAGGCUGUGUUCAGUCGAGACAGGCAAGGAGAAUAUCGCCUCGCCACGCCCCCGCCACCUCAGGAGGCUCUGGAUCGCUGGCGAGGCUGCUUCCUUUCGUCCCUGUUUGGCUGCAGAGGGAAGAUCCCCAAAGCCAAGUACAUGCACCUAGCUCAGGAACUGUUGGUCGAUCCGGAAUGGCCCCCCAAACCUAGAACAACCACCGAAGCGAAGGCGGCCCCCCCGGAGAAUGGCUCCUGCCAAGUCAUCACUGUAACGUAGCCGUGGCGCGUCUGUGGCCGUGCUCAGAGCGAUCAGGGCUCUGGCGGUGUGAGCCUGGCUCGGGCGGUGCCGUCGCACGGUCGCUGACGGCAGUCGGAGCUGGGCAUCCCCCAGCGGCUCCAUUAAAAACGAGCGAGAGCGUGUACAGCAGAAUAUCUAUUUUUUUAAUUUUGAACCUCGCUUCCCCCAA